Helianthus annuus (common sunflower) is the source of this 1692-nucleotide messenger RNA. Its product is annotated as vacuolar protein sorting-associated protein 35B. Gene Ontology annotation, biological process: retrograde transport, endosome to Golgi; intracellular protein transport. NCBI's taxonomy places the organism in Eukaryota, Viridiplantae, Streptophyta, Magnoliopsida, Asterales, Asteraceae. The transcript has 9 exons. The record is from RefSeq and is a predicted model, not a curated record. Gene Ontology annotation, cellular component: retromer complex; retromer, cargo-selective complex; late endosome. The coding region runs from base 544 to 1089 and encodes 181 amino acids.
GUCUCUCUCUCUCUCUCUCUACCAACAAUCGCUCUCACCAACCCUAUCUCCUUCUCGCAUAUGUCAUUCAGCGUUCUCUAACCCUAACCCUCACCAUUGGCGGAAGAUACCAACGAUUUGAUCCGUAAUACAGUAUUUUUUCAUUGCCAAUUUCUAGUUGCAACGAAGCCGAGAUUCAGGCUGAGGGUGUUUUUAAUCAAAGGAUUCAGAAUUUGGCUCUUAACCUCGACAAGGUUUUGAUGGUUUCAGAAGUGAAUUCUACAAAAUUAAACAAGACAAUUAUGACCCAGUUGGUCAAAGUUCAUAGAAACAUAGAUUUAGGGAUGAAGCUUCCUGUUUAUGAUGAAAGAAGAGCUCUUUACACAGCUGGAAGACUUCCCUUUAUAGCAAAAGAAUUCACUGUUACAAUUGAAGAUGAUAUAGAAUGGAUUGGCAUCACAAAAUGGACACCUAAGCGAAGUACGGUCCAGCAUUCGGGCUCACGACCCAUCUUCUUCCGAUGACGUCCUAGGGGCUCUUCGAAAAUCCUUAAUAUGGUAAACAAUGUUGUUCCUCCCAAAACGGGUUAUUGAAACUCAAGGUGACAUGCCGGUUGUUGGAGCCAUUACUUUGUAUGUUUCUCUUCUCACAUUUACUCUUCAUUUUCAUCCUGACCGGCUUGAUUAUGUGGAUCAAGUGCUGCUGGGACCAUGUCUCAAGAUACUUUCUAACAAACCAAAGCUUGAAGAUAGUAGAGCUACAAAACAAGUUGUUGCCCUUUUGAGUGCACCGCUGGAGAAAUAUAGUGAUAUCUUCACUUCUUUGACAUUAUCUAAUUAUUCUCGAGUCAUGGAUCACCUUGAUAGCGGAACUAAUAAAAUCAUGGCUAUGGUUAUUAUCCAAAGUAUAAUGACAAACCAAGCUUGUGUAUCAUCUGUUGACAAGGUUGACGCUCUUUUUGAAUUAACUAAAGGGCUUAUUAAGGAUCUGGAGGGAGAUUCAGACGAUGAGUUUUUUACUACCUUUUCAGUGGCAACGAAGUCGAGAUUCAGACUGAGGGUGUUUUUAAUCAAAGGAUCCAGAAUUUGGCUCUUAACCUGGACAAGGUGAGAUAUGUGAUGACAAACGUGUUUGGAGAUCCAAAACGCGCAUUAGAGCAGCUUAGUCCGAAAAAAGUAGUUUCUCAUACCUGGAAAGGUGAGGGAUCGUUUGUCAAGGAACUUAUUCAAUGCAUUGCACCUCAUUUGGAAGAUGGACACCUAACCGUAGUACGGUCUAGCAUUCGGGCUCACGACCCAUCUUCUUCUCAUGACGUCCUAGGGGCUCUUCGAAAAUCCUUAAUAUGGUAAACAAUGUUGUUCCUCCCAAAACGGGUUGGGUUGACGGUUUCCCCAUCAACAUUUUUACCAAGUUAUUUCUGUCUUACAAGUUGCGGGAUGAGGUGCGGAACCUUCCUUGCUCACCAAAAUGUCGACAUGAUGCUGCUGCAGACUUGAUACUCAUUUAAACUGUUUUGAAUAUAAAGUUAUAUGUGUUUUCUUUUUUUAGCGUUCAAUCCGUGUGAUACACGGGUAAUAACCUAGUUUACUCAUUAAAAUAUUUUAUCCACUUUAUUUAGCACUUGUGCCAUGGAAAGAAGAUAAGAACUUCUAUUUUUGUGUAGUGGAUGUUUUUUCUCAGCCCAUGGAAAGAAGAUAAGAACUUCUAUUUUUG